AUGUUUUACGUAGAUUCUCAACGGACGGUCACACGUCGUGACAGUUCGUUGAUUCUCGGCAGGAAACCUGGACAAGAAUCGGAUUUUGAAAUAUGGUCUACUUUACAAGGCCAAUCUUCUGGGCCACUCAUCAGCGAGUCUGUAGGUUCCGUAGUUGUGCGGCCUAGGGGCUCUGUCAGAAAGGAAUUGAUAACAAUGAUGUUUGAAUCCAUGUUAGACAGCAUCGUAGAUUCAUGGGAAACUAUUCAGCCACCUAAAAGAGAGGAUAGCCCCCUAGAAUUGGGAAAGACGCCAAGUGAUAUAACAUUUUCGGGAAAGAAGAAAAAGACUUUGUCAAAAUCUUCCAAAUCAAAACGCAGUCGCUCAAAAGAUUUAGGGAAUGAUUCUCAAACUGUUUGGUGGUCAUGCCCAGAUGAAAAGGCUAUAAUAAGAUUUCGAAACGGGAACGUUUAUGAAGGAAACAUUUCUUCGAAAUGCAUGCAUGGCGAAGGUCGGUUCCAAUGGAAAGACGGAACGGUGUAUCUUGGCAAUUUUAAAGAUAACGAAAUGCAUGGUAAAGGAACGAUUCACUGGAAAAAUGAUACGUGGUAUGAGGGCGAGUUUGCCGGUAACUUACGUCAUGGCAAAGGACUAUAUGUGGACUCGCGCACUCAACGUUCCUAUACGGGCGGCUGGCAUUACGGAACGAAACACGGAGAGGGCGUCAUAUAUUACUCAAGAAAUUUUAAAAAUUCCUACGAUGGCCAAUGGAUUCAUAAUGAACGAUACGGGUAUGGAUCUCGAGAAUACUGCGAUUCAAGUGGGUACAAAGGAGACUGGGAAAGAAAUGUGAGACAAGGAAAAGGACUUAUGAUAUGGCCGAAUCACGACUUCUACCGAGGCGAGUGGCAGAAUGGUGUUAUGUCUGGUUAUGGUAUUUACAUCUGGGAAGCAUGUUACAAUAACACUCUGGCACUACCAUCCAUAAGUGCAUAUCGUGGUAUGUGGGAAAAGGGUCAGCGAAAUGGUUAUGGUGUGUUAAAUUUGGGACUUGGCUUAGGCUCUCACUACAAGGGAGAGUUUAAGAAAAAUAAGAAACAUGGCGUAGGAAAAUUUGUAACAAACAAUGGAUUCAUUCUCCAAGAUAAGAAUCUUUUUGUUGAUGAUAAUUUGGGACCCGUAAUGUCCUUUUCGACCAGAUUCUCCCAAGAAUCUAGGCGAACUAUAACUGCUAAUAAUGAACCUUAUCAAUUUGAGAUUUGCGACGAUACUGUGGGACUUAUUUACCACAUUGACCAAGCGCUUAAAAAUAUAGACAAACAGGCUGAAAUAAGAACAAAUAUCAUCAACGAAUUCUUGGAGAAUAAUAAACACAUAGAAAAAGAGAUGUCUCAAAUGGCCGGUAAAGAGGAGCUUCCGUCAGAAGAAGCUAUUAAACUGGAGAACUUCGACGACUUGAUCAUGUUUGAAGAAAGUUCAUUACACAAGUCUCUGAGGUGUUAUGAGACUGACUUGCUGAAUAUAUACUACAAAUAUGCUACCAUAUGCAACACCGAAGAAAUAGGAUUCACUCCUGUACUGACACGCUUGUUCCUCUGGCAAUUGUAUUACGACUGCAAUGUUCACGAGCGAGGCCUAACACUUGUUGAAAUUGAUAGAUUAUACCAUCAGAAUCCCGAAUGGCUGGCAAGGAAUCCACAUAACCCAUUUGAGAAAAUAUAUUUUUGGCAGUUUUUACAUAGCCUCAUAUCUGUUGCCAGCAAAUUAUAUGCAAAGAGAGAAAUGCCUGACACAAAGCCUGAUACAAUCCUCGCAAGUGCUUUUAGAACUUUCAUGGAAUUGGACGUGUUACCAGGAUCAUGUCGACAAAUAGGCAAAAGUCGUUUGGUGAAUGGUUAUGGGAAAUUUGUGCCUUUGAAAGCAACUUAUCAAUUGUACCGAACCCUGGGUGAGCCUCACACCGUGCGCACUUUCCUCUGUGCCGUACGACGUCCGCCACACUGCACGGACCAUCCCCAACCCAGCCUCAUCGAACUGCCAGACAUAUGCCUUCCACUUGGCCGUAACGUUUAUAUCUUUGGAGACGAAUUAACUUUCGUUGUUGACGAUAAUGAAAUCCCCGAUCCCUUUGAAAUAGAUGAUGACAUUGAAAACUUACGACUCUUCAACUUUGGGAACUUGUCAUGCAGGACCAUAAUUAAAAUAUUUGCUAAAAUUUUUCCGAUGCUCUGUGAAUCUGAUAAAAUUAUGAAUUUAGAUAUAGAAAUUACUUUUUUCGAAUUUUUUGAAGCCUUUGUAGCAUGUGCCGAAGAAAGUAUUCGCAUUAAAGAUGAAGAAUUAAAGUGGCGAGAUAAAUUUACUAUGAACAAUGAAACUGUGGCGCCACCAAGCACCCCCGCGGGUCAUGUGGCAAGAUCUAAGUAGUUAUCUGUGGUGCCCUUGUUGUUUCAGAUAUAAUUUUGUUUAUUAUAUUUU
Messenger RNA from Helicoverpa zea (corn earworm), 2454 nucleotides. RefSeq names its product radial spoke head 10 homolog B-like. The transcript has 8 exons. The record is from RefSeq and is a predicted model, not a curated record. Bases 1 to 2403 code for a protein of 800 amino acids. NCBI's taxonomy places the organism in Eukaryota, Metazoa, Arthropoda, Insecta, Lepidoptera, Noctuidae.